Messenger RNA from Drosophila subobscura, 1138 nucleotides. Its product is annotated as fas apoptotic inhibitory molecule 1. NCBI's taxonomy places the organism in Eukaryota, Metazoa, Arthropoda, Insecta, Diptera, Drosophilidae. The transcript has 4 exons. Gene Ontology annotation, biological process: negative regulation of extrinsic apoptotic signaling pathway via death domain receptors; canonical NF-kappaB signal transduction; positive regulation of neurogenesis. The record is from RefSeq and is a predicted model, not a curated record. Bases 399 to 1088 code for a protein of 229 amino acids.
UUCCUUCAUUUGGUUUAUAUUGUAUGUUGUUUAGUGUGCCAUUGGCGCUAACAACGUGCGGUUCGUUCUUGCGGUUUACUGGCAAUAGCUUGGGGCUUUAUUCAAAAGCCAACCAAAUCGCGUCUACUUCGUUGGCCAUAAGAGAAGGCAAGGAGCAAUCGCUGCUGACCCGUAAAGUAAAACCAGCUAAAUCUAGAUUUUGAUUAGUUCAAACCCGCAUUGUGCCCCUUAAGAAAAGUUCUUUGAACUUUUGACUAAACAAAGUACCCAAGCGGUUGUAUAAUACCAAUUUGUUUGUUGCAUUUUAAAUGCAAUUACUGAAUUUUAAUGGGUACUAUUGAUUCUUUUACCACUUGUGCGACGCCUUAGAGUAGGGGGCAAGGAGCUGGAUCGAGUCAAUGUCUUUUCUGUCGCCUACACUGCGCUUGGAGAAUCUGUCCACGCAGCCCAUCAUGACGCAGGAUCAUGUGCCAGAAGACCAGCGCUACAACAAACAGAAUAUAGUGGCCCAAUGGUGUGUGCCCAUCAAUGGAAAGAUGUACCGCAUCGAGCUGGAACAUGGCACAACUAGUGGGCGGCGCAUGAUUUGGGUCAAUGGUCGGGAGGUCCUGCGGCGUGACUGGAUGUUUAAACUGGUCGGUGAGGACACCUUUCACAUCGAUCAGUCCCGCUGCAUUAUACGCGUUGAUCCGGCACCUGGCUUCAAGUACGAGUACUCACUGUACAUCGACGGAAAGUCACACGAGCAGUACACAGAGGACGUAGCACGUCAGUACCGGCUGUGGCUCAGCACCUGCCAUUCUUCGAGCACCUCCGACACACCUCCGCAGGAGUAUCGAAUAAUGCUCAAGCUGGACACUCUGAGUCUCUACGUAAACGAUGACCUACGCCAGGAGGAGUCUGUUUUCGUUCACGGCGGAACGGACACCAAGUUCAUGCUGCAGGACACUGAGUUCGUGCUACAGGCACGCUCAAGUGGCAAUAAACUUGAUGGCAUUGUUCACACUCUGCUGGCCAACGGUGUGCCCGUGCCAGAGGCAAAGAUUCAAGAGAUUAUGCAAGAGCCCGUCUCCAUACUGCAGACCUAGUGUCCAACGAAUCGAUACCAUACGAUAAUAUUUUGCAUUUGUUGAUUUUU